Molecule: messenger RNA, 1707 nt
Organism: Balaenoptera musculus (blue whale)
Lineage: Eukaryota; Metazoa; Chordata; Mammalia; Artiodactyla; Balaenopteridae
Exons: 5
Coding region: 7-996 (329 amino acids)
Biological process (GO): nucleosome assembly
Cellular component (GO): nucleosome
Molecular function (GO): protein heterodimerization activity; DNA binding; structural constituent of chromatin
Source: RefSeq, a predicted model, not a curated record
AAAACCAUGUCUGGGCGCGGCAAAGGCGGCAAGGGUCUGGGUAAGGGAGGCGCUAAGCGCCACCGCAAGGUUCUGCGCGACAACAUCCAGGGCAUCACCAAACCCGCCAUCCGCCGCCUGGCCCGGCGUGGCGGUGUGAAGCGCAUCUCCGGCCUCAUCUACGAAGAGACCCGCGGGGUGCUGAAAGUGUUCCUGGAGAACGUGAUCCGGGACGCCGUCACCUACACCGAGCACGCCAAGCGCAAGACUGUCACCGCCAUGGACGUGGUCUAUGCGCUUAAGCGUCAGGGACGAAAAAGUCAAACAGUACUGUGGGUGUGUGGUCAAUCACUUGUCAUGGCUCGCACUAAGCAGACCGCUCGCAAGUCGACCGGCGGCAAGGCCCCGCGCAAACAGCUGGCCACCAAGGCGGCCCGGAAGAGCGCACCGGCCACGGGCGGCGUGAAGAAGCCGCACCGCUACCGGCCCGGCACGGUGGCCCUGCGCGAGAUCCGCCGCUACCAGAAGUCCACGGAGCUGCUGAUCCGCAAGCUGCCGUUCCAGCGGCUGGUGCGCGAGAUCGCGCAGGACUUCAAGACCGACCUGCGCUUCCAGAGCUCGGCCGUGAUGGCGCUGCAGGAGGCGUGCGAGGCCUACCUAGUAGGGCUCUUCGAGGACACCAACCUAUUUACUGCGACAACAGCCAUGUCUGGUCGUGGGAAGGGUGGUAAAGGCCUCGGUAAAGGCGGCGCUAAGCGUCACCGCAAGGUCUUACGGGACAACAUCCAGGGCAUCACCAAACCGGCUAUUCGUCGCUUGGCCCGCCGUGGUGGUGUCAAGCGCAUUUCCGGGCUAAUAUACGAGGAGACUCGCGGGGUGCUGAAAGUGUUUUUGGAGAACGUGAUUCGGGACGCUGUUACCUACACCGAGCACGCCAAGCGGAAGACUGUUACCGCCAUGGACGUGGUUUACGCACUCAAACGCCAGGGCCGCACCCUUUACGGCUUUGGUGGUUGAUCACGGCAUCAGCCGAGACAGACCUCGACAUUUAAAAAAAACAAAAAGGCCCUUUUCAGGGCCGCCCACAAACUCGCUGAAGGGCUGUUGGACGUUGCGGAGGUGUGUGAAAGCCAAAUGUCAGAGUUAAUUUCACAUGUGAAGUAUGGUCGGAAGCUGCAUUAACAACGCAGUUAUCUGAGAUGUAAGCUCCAGGAGGACAGUGACUUUGUCCUUUUCCAAGGAGACAGUCACUGAAGAUGGCCGGAGGAACAAGAACCAGAAGGUGGUCCUCAGGACCAGAAGAGAAAGGGAAGAAAUCCCCUCCUUAGACCAUCCCAAAACUCUGUCUUCAUUCCCUCUGUGGUGAAAAUAUCAAAGACGAGGUCCAGCAUAUGUGGGAGGAUGAAAACCAGGAAAGCAGAGUGUGUGCAAAUCUGGCUGCAGUACAGAACAUGAGAGAAAGAGGCCGCAGACAGUGGGUAGGGGAAGAGUCCAUCAAACCGUGUUUCAGGUCUUUGGAGUAUCCUAAAGGAAGAUACAGCUCUUUCAGACCCAUUCCAGACCAUCCAUGAUGCCCCAGCUCACAUGCCAGAAGGAUAAAGACCCCACAGCCCCUUCCCCUCAUUUCCAGCUUAUUAAAAUUUCUGAUCAUUUUAGGACCGUAAAAAAUUCUGUAUGAUAUUAUAACAAUGAAUAUAAGUCAUUAUACAUUUGACCAAACCCAUAGAA